GCGGAACUAUCACGUCAGCGUUGUGGUUCAGUACGACAAAUAUUUGGUGCGGACACAGUUUCCUGGCAACAUUCAUCCUGUGCGAAGAGCUGCAGAUGUGGAUUCAGAGGCCUGCUACACGAAAUCUUAAAGCUAACGUCAGUGGGUGGAGGGAUGAGCCACUCUUCUGUGAUUGGUCAGACAGCAAGCAAUGGUGUGGAUACCUCUGGCACUCCAAAGGCACCUGAUUGGUCAGGACCUCAUGGCUUUAACCCCCAAGAAAUAAAGUUCAUGGAUGAUCCUGAAUUUAUAGAGCAGGAUACUCACAAGGGGACACCUGUCCUGUCUGAGAUUCUCAAACACACACCUUGCCACAAGGACUCGGUAUGCACGCAUGCACAUCAGUCGAACACAGUUCUUGCAGAGACUCCACCCGCAGAUGAGUCUCCACACGUGACAUGCACACAAUCCUCUGAGACAGAAUUAACACAAGCCCGCUCCAAAAGAGAUCUGGAAGAAUGGAGAGGAGAGGAGGAGGAGACAAACAGAGGUGAUGGAGAGAUGAACAACAUUAACAAGAAAGAAAUUGUGCAAAGGAAAGAGACUCUUAUUUCUGUGCAGGAAUGGUCUAAUUCUGAUUCAUCAUCGUCGUCGUCUCUCCAGGACAAAAUCCAACCAAAUACUUCCGUUUCCCCUGAUGAGGCCCCUCCCCUCGUUCCAGCCCCUCCCCCUGAUCAGACCACACCCCCUCUGCUACCGGACAUUGACAGUUCACCGUGCCCUGCUCAUGUGAUGGCGGAGGUGCGCGUACGGUCUGUGCCAGAGCGAGAUCGUGUUGUGCGUGGCAUGCAGGACAGUAAAAGUCUUGAUGAGAUCAGUGGGGCAUGUGGGGGCGGGGCAAGAGGAGGCGGGAUUAAAGGUGGGCAGGCAGAGGGACGCAGAGCAACCAUAUCUAGUGCCCUGGAACUGGAAGGAACUGUCAGCCAGGAAGGAGAUCUCACACACUUCAUCACCAAAAACCUUGAACAAAAGAUUAAAAUGAGUUCGCGGCCAAGUCUGGACACAGAUUCAGACUGCUCGGGGCCGGUUGUACAUGAACGUGGAUCUCUGCGUCGGCCGGCUGAUAUUCCACCCAUUGACCCGUCAGUACUGGUGGACCUUCAUAAACACACACAGGAUGUUGCUCAAAGCGUAGAACUGAUGCUUCGAAGCCUCAAUGGAACCAUACAGAAUAUGACUGCAUUAAGUGUGGGUUAUAUCCAGACGUACAGAGACUCUGUGGACAGUUUGGGAGAGUCGGUGGACAUGAGUAUAAAGGGAAUGUACACACUCAUGGCGCGAUGUGAGGAGCUAGAUCGCUCCAUGCAACCUAUACAUACUCUAGCUGCUCAGAUUAGGGACAUUAAACGAACGCUUGAUGCCCUGGAAACCAUCUGUAAGUAACUAUUGCAACAGACAACACCCCUGGCCAAGGGAAGACUUCAUCCCUUUGGAGAUAAGCUGUGGCUCCGCCCUCUGCUAUACUUUGCAAUGGAAUCAUUUUGCCAAUCUAAUGUUUCCUUGCAAUUCCUGCAAGUGCUUGUCCCCUUAGUGACAGCUUUUAUCCCCGUCCUUGUCCUUGGAGACCACAUCUGUAAGCACCUGCUUUUGUUGUGGCUCUUUGCCUGGGAAAACGGUAUUAAGUCCUUACACCCCCAACACCCUCCAGGUGACCACAGGAAAGGCUGAUUUGUGGGCCCUGUUUAUGAAGUGUGGUGUAGGUGGGUGUUUUGACAGACUGUGGCAUUUCCCCUGUAACAUUCUGAAAUAUAAGACAUAGAUGUGUGUGUAACGUCAAUAUUUGCCGGAAUGAAAGCAUUAACUGGAAGCCAUGCUCUGUUUGUACUUGUUCCUCUUGGAUGUCUUUGUUUCUGUAGGAUGGAUGCCAUGCAUCCCAGAUUUCACAGCCGUCAUUGUUAAGUUUUAAAACAGUUGUAUAGAAUUUUGGGCCCUCGAUUGCUGUGUGACGAGUUAUGAUAAAUGUGUGAUGCAUUAAAUGUUUGUCAAAUGCAAGUGUUUGUCAUAAAACACACCUCAAUUAAGAGAGGUAGGUGGAGAGAGAAUAAGUAGCAGGAUUUCUUUUUUGAAUGGUGAAAGUAAUCUUUACCUAUUUGAACUGUCCUGUCUUGCUAACUUAAACCCUGAUCUGUCAUUAAUGUGUAUUUUAAAUUAUAUCUACCACAAUAAAUUUGCUAGAAUGAUC
Molecule: messenger RNA, 2221 nt
Organism: Misgurnus anguillicaudatus (oriental weatherfish)
Lineage: Eukaryota; Metazoa; Chordata; Actinopteri; Cypriniformes; Cobitidae
Source: RefSeq, a predicted model, not a curated record